Messenger RNA from Varanus komodoensis (Komodo dragon), 5347 nucleotides. It is a transcript of the gene WDR5, whose product is annotated as WD repeat domain 5. Gene Ontology annotation, molecular function: histone binding. The record is from RefSeq and is a predicted model, not a curated record. Gene Ontology annotation, cellular component: Set1C/COMPASS complex. The transcript has 14 exons. NCBI's taxonomy places the organism in Eukaryota, Metazoa, Chordata, Lepidosauria, Squamata, Varanidae. The coding region runs from base 3067 to 4233 and encodes 388 amino acids.
GGACCCCCUUUUCAAGGCUUCUAAAGAACAGAGUAAAAGCAAAACAAUUUCUGCUUGUGGGCCAACCAGUCUAAAAGACACAGCACAAAAGGAAAAGGAGUUGGAAGGGAAAAAGAAUACAGGUAACCUGGGCACUGGUUCUUGGCUGCAGAAUUCAGUCAGUUGUGGGGCUGGAUUGAUGGGAAGGCUGUUCCUCCCUUUAGGGGGUUAGAAGUGACAGAUGGAGAAAUGGGGGCUUCUGACUGGAACUCUUUGAAGCCUAUCAACCUCAAUAUUUUGUUUUCUUAAGGCACUAUCCCAUAUUUGUUUGGACCCUUUUUCUAAGGUGUGGCUGGAAGGGUGUGAUGCUGUGGGACUUUUGCUGAAGUAGGCAUAGGAUUUUGUCUUGAUAUUUAGCUCUAGCUGGCAUUGGUUGUAUCUCCCCACUUUGACUUCAUAUUCUCUAUUUCUUCCCACCACAACUGCCCAAGACUUCCCACUGGCAUUGUACAUUUAGGGUUGGAUCCAGUUUUCACCUGUAUCGACUGUGCUGACGGAGGUGGCCAUCUCUGCCUGCCCCUUUCAGCUGCUGAGAAAUGCUACACAUAGUCAAGAUACCCCAUAAAAGGGGGUGAUCUGCACUGUUGGCAGAAGUCCCCACAAACAGGCAGAAAUCUUCCAUGAGGUCUCAGGAAUGCUGAUUCUGGGCCCAACCCUUAUACCUCAAUAGGCGUAAGUAGUAGAAGCCACGUGCCUGCUGCCAGUGCUCCUAAAUGGACUGCUACAAAAACUGUUCGCAUUAGCAAGGUUAUUCUGUAAUUACUGACCUCUAAGGGUCCAACUAUACACUUAGUUGUAUUUUUUAUUAAAAAUCUGCACUGGGAGAAGCUCACUUCUGCAGCAUGUAUAAAUUAUGCAGGAUAAGGGGAAUGUGCUCAUUUGUGUAGCAGGAUAAACUAUGCAUUUACAAGUCAUGGGGGAGGGUGAUGGGUUCUUUGCUGGGCGUGAAAGCUCCGAUCUCCCUCUGGAGAUUUCCAAGGGCAUCACCAACAUACCUCAGAGCCCAUCUUUGCCCGAGCAAGAACUUCUUUUGGUCUUGCUGCAGUGAGAUAGUUUCCAAUGCAGCAACAGCUCCAUUUUCCUGGAAUUACAAGUGCAGUAUUUUAUUGUUUGCAUUUGUUGCAGAGCCGACUGUAGAAAAUGAACAUUUGCUGAAGCAAAUGCUAGAGAGACUCCUGCUCUCUUUCAUUAUGAGAUGGCAUACAGUCUGGGGGUGAAUUUAACCCUUGCACCUCCUGCAUCCAUUUCCCAACAACACCUUUUCCUUUCUCUGUGAUGUUUGCCAGCAUCUUAUAUCCAGAAGGCUGCUUUUAUAGUGGCCAAGAGUGCUGACUUGCCCCUCAGUUUAACACCAUCCUUCACAGAAUUUUAAGUACUUUGCAUUCUGUUUUCACCUAUUUUCACAGGUGUGGAAAGGGUACUUAGAUUUUACCUCUUGAUUGCUCCCCCUGCUCCCAAAUGGUGUGAUGGAUAUAAUGGAAAAAUGAUUGGUGCAAGAGGACAUAAGCCUUGAAGCGAUGACCUCCCCUUUCUGCUAGAUCCCAAACUUUUGAGGUUUUUCUUGGAUCUGUAUCCAUGAGGAUCUACUGCAGCCUUUAAGCUUCCUGGCCUACUGAGUACUGAUACCAGUAAAUAAGAUGGAUUGAACAAAAAAAGGAUACUAAGCUAGUGGAAAAACUUUCUUAAUUGUUCAAAUAGACAAGAGUCAAAUGGGCAGAAUGAGAUAAUUGAAAAUUAUUUCAGUAAAACAGUUUGGAUCCGUAUACUUCUAGAAUCAUUUGGGUUCUAGGCACAAUUCUCCAUUCUCUUUCUUGGGUUUUAUAGAAAUUAGGAAUUAGGCAAGUUUUAAACUAUUGUCUGUUUGACCAUUGUUGGCAGGCUAAAAUCAUCCUGGUGUAUAUAUAACAGUAAUUUCCAAACUGUGCAUCAGGACAUGAUCCAUCCCAAGUUAAGCACAUGAUAUUUAUAUCCGUAGGAUUUGAGUAGAAAUUACAUGCUUAAUUACUUCCCACUGAUUUUCAUUCAGACUCUUAAAUUCGACUUGAUCAUGUCAUUGGUCAGCUACAAGUUGUAUGCUGAAAGAUCCAGCCCAACCUGAGACAGAAUUUGUGCAUAGCUGAGUCACUUGCUUUACUUCUGCAUGUCUCUGUUGCUCUGCCUUUGCUUCUUCCUGUUUGAUCUGUGCUGUGAUGACAAAGUCCUGCCCAGUCUGUGGGUCUUCUCGAUGUGUGUGGGGGAGGAGGGAAACCUUCCUUGUGGGAGAAUGCUGCAUGUAGGAGUUUCUGAUUGUAGGAAGCAAAAACAGGACAGUGACAUGGUUCAGGAGCCUUUCCUACCCUGGCCCCCUCCAAGCCCAUUAGGCUGCAACUCAAGAUUCUCAACCAUGGACACUGGCCAUGCUGAAUGGAAGUGAUGGUACUUGGGGUCCCAGCAAAUCUGGAAAGCACUGGAUUGGGAAAGUUUUCAUAAAGGCUGGUAAAACUAGAUGGGGAGUGGAGAAAGGCAGUGUUCUAGUUAUGUCACACUCAAGAGCUUGAUGCCAUGUGAGGAAUGUGAUUAUCCAGAAUCUGCAGACAAAAGAGACCUAAUCUGCACAGUGCAUUCUUUCUGCAUUAACAUUUUAUUGGAAAUUGUGUAUUCCUUGAAUGCAACAUAUUCCAGCCCUUUCCUUCCACACAGGUAGAGGUACCCAGCGCAUAUUUAUAGUGCUUGCUUUGAGAGAGAAAGCAGCCUCAACUUGGUGCAGCUUCAGUUUCCACAAGGUCAUGUAAUGGCCACUCCUACUGAUGGUUUUCAGAAAGGGUUAAGCAAAUCCACAGAGGAAGAGGAGAGAUGUAUCAAUGGCCAUGAUGGCUUGAUAGAAUCACCAUGUUCAGGCGAAGUAUCCCAUGGGGGCAACACUUGCCCACCUGCUUGGGAGCUUUCCAGAAGUUUCUGCAGACUCCUGUGGGGAACAGGAUGCUGCUCCUCAGGCUUCACUGUGUUGUGCUGUGUGCGAAAUGCAGCCUGCACCAGUUCUAAUUCAAGAUGUGGGUGAGGUGUGUCAGGUUGCUGCUGCUUAGUAUUGCAGGGGUAAAAUGGCCCCUCUCCCUCUCUUUUCCUCUUGAGUGGGAGACACCCUCCUUUCGAAACAGUGUGCUCUUUCACCUCUUGAAGCGCCUGAGUCCUGGCCUGUCCGCUUCCAGAGCCAUGGCAACAGAGGAGAAGAAACCUGAUGCAGAAUCCACCAAAGCACAAUCAACACCUUCUUCUUCAACCAAUCAGAGCAAGCCCGCACCUGUAAAACCAAACUAUGCUCUGAAGUUCACCUUGGCAGGACAUACGAAAGCUGUCUCCUCGGUAAAAUUCAGUCCCAACGGGGAGUGGCUGGCCAGUUCUUCUGCUGAUAAGUUGAUUAAAAUUUGGGGGGCCUAUGAUGGCAAGUUUGAAAAAACAAUAUCUGGACACAAACUGGGGAUCUCUGAUGUUGCUUGGUCAUCUGAUUCAAACCUCCUUGUCUCUGCCUCAGAUGACAAAACCCUCAAAAUUUGGGAUGUGAGCUCGGGAAAAUGCUUAAAGACCCUGAAAGGGCACAGCAACUAUGUGUUCUGUUGCAACUUCAACCCUCAGUCAAACCUCAUCGUCUCAGGUUCGUUUGACGAAAGCGUGAGGAUAUGGGAUGUAAAAACCGGGAAGUGCCUGAAAACGCUGCCGGCUCAUUCUGACCCAGUUUCUGCUGUGCAUUUUAACCGUGAUGGGUCUCUGAUUGUAUCCAGCAGCUACGACGGCCUUUGUCGGAUCUGGGACACUGCGUCAGGCCAGUGUUUGAAGACACUGAUUGAUGAUGACAAUCCCCCUGUGUCCUUCGUAAAAUUUUCUCCAAAUGGAAAGUACAUCCUAGCUGCAACUUUGGAUAACACCCUUAAGCUUUGGGACUACAGCAAAGGAAAGUGCCUAAAGACAUACACAGGCCACAAGAACGAGAAGUACUGCAUCUUUGCCAAUUUCUCAGUCACCGGUGGAAAGUGGAUUGUGUCUGGUUCAGAGGACAACCUGGUUUACAUCUGGAACCUCCAAACAAAAGAGAUUGUCCAGAAGCUGCAAGGGCAUACAGAUGUUGUGAUCUCUACUGCCUGCCACCCAACGGAAAACAUCAUUGCUUCGGCAGCACUAGAAAAUGACAAAACAAUUAAACUUUGGAAGAGCGACUGUUAGAAUCCUUUUGACACCAACAUCACUUUAGAGACUGUUGGGGGGUGACUGAAAAAUGUGGGGUAUUUUGUGUUUGUUUUUUUAAAAAAAGAGAGAGAAAACUAUGUAAGAACAUUUCAGCCCCAGUAGCUGGAAGCCUGAAGGAUUUUUUUCAAGAGAGGAAAAAGAGAGUGUGUGUGUGAGAGGGAGAGGGAGAGAGAGAUAGUCAGUCUGUCUAGUUCUUUGCUGAGGUAGAAUGUCUUUUUACUCCCUCCAUAGUGGCCUGCCUGUUGGGGGUGGGGGAAGGCUCUGUUUUUUGUGCCUGACAAUUUGGGGUCGCCAUCCAGGCAUGUCUCCUUGUACCAGAAACCCCAGCAAUCCUGUCUGCACAGAAAGUGAGCUUUACCUCUCCCUGGAGGCAUCCCAUCUCUUAAAGCAGGCAAGUCAUCAACCGGAAGUAACUGGGAUAUCUUUACAAGCUUUGACUUGCAGAACGCAAAGCCCUAGUGUUGUGUUCAGCUCCCCUCCUUGACAACCCUAGUGGCUAGAAAUGAUGGGAAUUGCAUUCCAAAAGGUCCCGAAGGUGCAUCAGACUUCAGCUAGAAGAGUUAUGCGGCUAAAGAUGCCCCACUACUACAAAGAAAAAGGCCUGUUUUUUAAAGCGACCAAAUGAGUAUGUUUUGUAGUUCUCCGUUUUCUUUUAGUCCCCUUCCUCGCCUACUGUGUGGCAAAGCACUCUUUCCACCAUUGCUGUGUUCUGCUUCUCCUUUCAUUGUGCGCUCUAAUAGAUGCUUUGACAAUGAGUCAUUCUGGCUCCUCCCCUGCCCCCCUUAACUGUUAAAAACAAGAGUCUUUGCUUGUGGCUUUUUUUUCUUUUUAAAAAACAUGGCAAUUUUCCCAAUACUUGUACAGUUAUUUCAAUGAAAAAACCCCCGAAACAAAACUUAAAAAAAAAAAACAACUUGAAAACUUCAUUGUAUGAACUUGUAUUGCUAAUGGUAUGGCUUUCCCUUUUCCAGCAUUGAUGUUCCUUUCUCAGCCUUCUUUUUCUUGUUUUUGGUGCUCUCAAUAUCUUACACAUCCAAACCAGUUACCAUAUGGCAUAAUAAAAGGUGGGAUUUUAUGUGGAUCUUGGUAA